This is a messenger RNA of Serendipita indica DSM 11827, 1686 nucleotides long. The record is from the annotation of a GenBank genome assembly. NCBI's taxonomy places the organism in Eukaryota, Fungi, Basidiomycota, Agaricomycetes, Sebacinales, Serendipitaceae.
AUGAGCAUUAUGGCCCUCUUAAUCGAACAAGACCGUCCAGCGUCGCCCCUAUUCCCUUUCCUCCCCCGCUCCCACUCGUUCAACGACCCGCUCGCCGCGUUUCGCGCUGCCUCGAGCGGCGCAGACAGCCAGGCCUCUGACAGCUCUCGCUCAGGCUCUCCUCUCAAACGACGCUCCGUCCGUUGGAACCGUACAAAGUGGAGUCGCGAACCAAGCCAGACCGACGUCUCCAACAGCGCGUUUGUCCAGCUCGAAGAAGGCGACUUUCCGCUCAGCCAUACGCGCACCCUCGCCGUCGACGCCGACAAUGAUGUAGAUUGCGGCGACUCGGACUGCGAGAUUGGCUACCACUCGGACACGGUCGACCAUGAGCAACUUUCAAAGCUCAUCACCCUCCGUCAAGUCCUCGCUGCCCGCCAGGCUAGACGCAUGUACGAGCAAAAGGACCAAGACGAAGAUACAGACGACGCGCUCGACGAGCCCUAUGAGCAAGACGACUUGCCCCGUCAUCACGCCUUUACCGCCCGCCGCACCCGUCCGGACAGUGACGACGGAAGCAGUGGUGGCCGCAUGAUGGAUAUCGACGUCGACUCUGUCCAACACGACGAGUAUGAAGACGACGACGAAGAAGAGGCCGAGAGCGAAUACGAGGCUCCCGUCCUCCGAAAGCGCAAGCGCAAGGACCUCGCCACCACUACCACUACCACGACUACGACCGGUAAUCCAACCCGUCUUCAGUCCUUUACCGGCAGACCCUCGCGAGCAAAGUUUACCACUUCCGGUCCCUCGUCAUCUGUUGGAACGCCCGAUGCCGAAGACUCGCCAGACGUGAGCUUCCGUCCACCGAUCAAGAAGACGGGUAUCAAUCGUCGUAUGCACGGCAAACGUCCUCGUCUCGAAACUCCGAGCGAUAACGACAAGGCCCAGCUCCUCGCAGCCGCAAACGGCGGCCUUUAUCCCGCUUCAGCCACUCCGGCCGCUCCAAGCGUCCUCGAGUUUCCAUGCCGUUACGUCAGUCCUGACGGUCGUCCAUGUGCUAAAAAGUUUCCACGCUGGACAGACUAUGAAAAGCACUACGAGUCUUGCCACAUUGGCGACUCGGGCUACCCAUGGUCCUACAAGGUCGAAGCAAAGGACUGUCCAUUCCGUUGCCCACACCCGAUUCCAUCUGCAUCGCGUCCCAAAUCACAAAAGGGACGUCUUGUCAAGACGGUCGAGUAUGGUCCUUGCGACUUUGUCACGCGCAAGAAUACGCACGAUUUCGAGCGACACUGGAAGGGUAACCACAUUCGUAGUGAAGCCCUCUUUAUUGCGCGUGGGAAUAUGCAGCUCGAAGACGCCAAGUGGGUCAAUGUCAAGGAGAAAUUUGAGAUUGCCUAUGCGCUCUGCCCGCGUUGUCCACGGUGCUCGGAAAACUUUACGCGCACAGAUGCGCUCACGCGCCAUCUCCGGAGCCCAUGCUCUGGUGGUUCGGUCGGCGCCGCGAUUGACGAUCAUUUGUAUGCCGUUCAACCGGCGCCGACUGCAGUCCAAUUCGUCGAGGUAAAGGACGCAAAGGCCGUCAAGGAAAUGCUUGAUUCGCAGACUACGCCCUCUGCUACCACCACAACGACACACGGUCCUCACCAUCAUCCUCACCACAACGCCAUGUUGCACGCCACGAGUCAAACUCUUGUGACGGCAUGA